Molecule: messenger RNA, 2350 nt
Organism: Hypanus sabinus (Atlantic stingray)
Lineage: Eukaryota; Metazoa; Chordata; Chondrichthyes; Myliobatiformes; Dasyatidae
Gene: borcs7
Product: BLOC-1 related complex subunit 7
Exons: 5
Coding region: 18-329 (103 amino acids)
Cellular component (GO): BORC complex
Source: RefSeq, a predicted model, not a curated record
CCGUAAGCCGGAGGAAGAUGGCGGCCGCGGAGCCACAGGCUCGCUUCGGUCAGUCCGUGAAAGGUUUGUUGUCGGAGAAAGUGUCCGCCUGCACCACGGAUGUGAUCGCCCUCACCAAGCAGAUCCUGAAGGGCUCCCGUAGCUCCGAGCUCCUGGGUCAGGCAGCUAGAAACAUGGUGAUGCAGGAGGACUCCAUUCUGCACUCUGAGGAUAGCUUGCGUAAAAUGUCAAUCAUAACAACACAUCUGCAAUACCAACAAGAAGCUAUACAGAAAAAUGUUGAACUUUCUACAAACCUUCAGGACCAGCUCAAGCAUCUCUUAAAGUGAACUGGAUGAUGGAAAGAUACUCCUCCGAGACAACGGCCAUGGGGGGGCACGGGGGUGAGGGGGAAUGUUGUCACUGCUCACAAUACAGCAAGGAUCAUAAAUGUUAACACACUUAACGGUAUCCAGAACUGUGCUGUUUAGAUCUGGUGCUGAUAAUGAACACAGCAAUUUUUGUUCCUGAGGAACACCUCGUGUGGUGAUUGGGUAUUGGUAAAGGUAACCUUGGAAAUAAAACUCAUUUGUUUGUUCAAAUACGAGGAAAUCUGCAGAUGCUGGAGAUUCAAACAACACACACAAAAUGCUGGUGGAACACAGCAGGCCAGGCAGCAUCUACAGGGAGAAGCGCUGUCGACGUUUUGGGCCGAGACCCUUCGUCAGGACUAACUGAAAGGAGAGAUACUAAGAGAUUUGAAAGUAGUGGGGGGAGGGGAAAUGCAAAAUGAUAGAAGACCGAAGGGGGUGGGAUGAAGCUAAGAGUUGGAAAGAUGAUUGGUGGAAGUGAUAUAGAGCUGGAGAAGGGAAAGGAUCAUGGGACGGGAGAUAUAUUUAGUUGGUUUUUUUUCUCUCUCUCUGCCCAUCACUCUGCCUGUUCUCCAUCUCCCUCUGGUGCUCCCCCCCUCCCCCUUUCUUUCUCCCAAGGCCUCCCGACAGUGCUUCUCCUUAUAGAUGCUGCCUGACCUGCUGUGUUCCACCAGCAUUUUGUGUGUCUCAUUUGUUGAUCGUUCGUUCUGUUCCUGGGCUAGAUGUUUUGAAGGGAAGAGUUACUAUUGUCAUGUGGAGGUUCAUUCUUAAAAAGUGUUGUAGUUUUUAGUGAUUGUCAAGUUUGCAAUGCAAGUACUAGAUCCUGUGUUAUCUUGAACAGCUUCAUCCAUUAUCAUUUAUCAGAAUUGUAUUGUUAGUCCACUGGUCUAACUUCCAUUUGCUUAUCUGGCAUUCUUAGCCUGAGUAAAACUAAAAUUAGUUAGUAGUUAAUUUUAUAUUUUCAGUGUCCCAGCAAGAGACACUUGGCUUUGUAUCAAUACUAUGCUGUUAACACAUGAUCAAAUCAUCAUUGUCAAAUGUCAUUGUCAUUGUUUAACUUAAAUGCUUGCAAUAUUAUAUUUAAUAUUUAUUGAAAUGAAUUCCAGUGCUACACCUUAGCGAGUGCUUUGAAAAUUUAUUGCAUUUAUUGUGGAUAAAACUCACUGUCGGAUAGUUACAUUUGUCCCUGAUUGCUGAUUGUAAAGUGUUACACAAACUGUUAUGCAGCCACGCUAUGACAGUGCCAACAACCUGGGUUCAAUUCCCGUCGCUGUCUGUAUGGAGCUUGUGCAUUCUCCCAGUGAUUGCAUGGGUUUCCUCCAGAUGCUCCUGUUUCCAACAGCAUUCCAAGAUGUACGGGUUAGGGGGUUAAUUGGUCACAUAGUUGUAAUCAGACAACGCAGGCUCAUUGGCCUGAAGAGUCUACUAUUGUGCUGUAUCUCUAAAUAAAAAUAAAAUGAGGUAGAUUGUGAGAUUGAUAGGCCACCUUAUCCUGGUAAGAAACUGUUCAAUAGACUUAGAACAGCAAGAGGGAGGUUGUCCUUGAGCCUGGUGGUAUGUACUUUCAGGUUUUUGUAUCUUGGGAGUGAUGAGAAGAGAGAAUGUCCAGGGUGAGUGAGGCCUUUGAUUAUGUUGGCUGCUUUCCUGAGGAAGCGAGAAGUGUAGACAGUGUCCGUGGAGGAGCUUCUGUUUGACUUUCUGUUCAAUUCCUUGAAAUUUAUUCUGCACCAUAUCUCCUGCCUUUUGAAAAUAUUCAGUCUUGAAAGUCUGUUACCUUCCUUAUCACUGGAGAUGAUAAGACAUUGCACUUUGUAUCAUCCUCAGUGGUAAACAGCUUUUUCGUCUUUAGUGUUUUUGAAACUCAAGACUUGAAAUAAAGUUUCUACAUCUAUAUUAUCUGAAAUCUGAUAUUUAAUUUUUUUAUUAUUCUGUGUAAAACACUUUGAACUGCCUUGUGUUUGAGAAGUGUUAUGCAAAUAAAAUUGUUUUCUUACACUAUA